CAAACAUGAGCGAUUUCAGUAUUGAAUAUAUUUUAAAUAGAGCCGGUGAUAAAUAUGCCGGUACCAAUGGUUCACUGGGUGUUAUGCGACGUGAGCGGAACACCUCACACUAUCAUCCCUACAUGAUCAAUUUGCAAGAUCAAAUGCAGCAACAGCAGCCGCAACAACAACAGCAACAUUUUUUGGACCAAAUACCCGUCUUGGAUUGGCUCCAGUACACCCGUUAUCACCCACCAAAGUUGCAAAGAUCUCUACGCCAGGGCCCAGCCAAACGCACACCCGGUCGCCUGCCACGCAUACCCUUUACACCCGCUCAAUUACAAGCUUUGGAAAGUGCCUAUAAAGCUUCGAAUUAUUUGAGCGCCGAAGAUGCCAAUAAACUUGCCGAUUCAUUGGAUCUAACCAAUACUCGUGUCAAGAUAUGGUUUCAAAAUCGUCGUGCUCGUGAGAGACGUGAUCGACGCGAAAAAGAAGAAUCUUCAUAUGACUCUACGCUAUCUUCGAAUGCCUCCAGUCCCGAGCCGGAAGAUGUUAUCGAUAUUGUUUAA
Molecule: messenger RNA, 548 nt
Organism: Musca vetustissima
Lineage: Eukaryota; Metazoa; Arthropoda; Insecta; Diptera; Muscidae
Product: homeobox protein MSX-2-like
Exons: 3
Coding region: 6-548 (180 amino acids)
Biological process (GO): regulation of DNA-templated transcription
Molecular function (GO): DNA-binding transcription factor activity, RNA polymerase II-specific; DNA binding
Source: RefSeq, a predicted model, not a curated record